AUGACUUCUUCCAAGUUCUCAUCUAACAGACCGAUACCUGCUAUCACUCUCCAACUGGCUACCGACGAUCAUAGCGUACAGUACAGUCAAGCGCUACCUCAUGGCGAUUUCGAGGAGCUCAAAGAAGCGGCAAGCGAAGACAGGGACCUCAAGAUACGUAUCCGGAAGUUACGCGUUAUAUCGCGUACCCUCGCCCUUUUUAUCUCUAUCGCAGUUCUCGUCCUCACAGCUCUUACCCUGCACAAAUUUCUCAGCACACGCAGCAUCCACCGCGUUGUCCGACUUCCCAACGGCGAGAAUAUCCUACGCACGCCCUGGGCGAAGAACACACGGGCAUGGCCAACGUACAUGUAUUUUGGCGUCGCAGCCGUCUCUGUAAUACUCAACUUCGCAACGAUCUUUUCGUACAAGUGUGGCAUUGAACAGGCUAAUGUAGCCGCUGUUGUCACGAGUACCUUUAGCUGGGUCAACAUGCUGGGGAACUUUAUUGUGUGGUGUGUAGCUGCUACUGUGUAUCGCACCGAGAAGGAUAAAGAUGGGAAGAGCGAUGAUCUUUGGGGCUGGACUUGUAGUUCAGGUGCGAGGGCGAUUCAGAACGAGUUUGCGGGUGAUGUCGACUACGACAGCUAUUGUAAUGUGCAGAGUGCGAGUUGCCCACCGCCAGUGGUGCGAAUCAUGCUGUACGCACGAUUUUUACCAACCUGGCUAUGCGCCGCCGUCUUUCUACUCACUGCUGUCGCUUCUUCUCAGGAGACGCAAGGCGAUUGCGAUCGAGAAUGUUUGCAACGCAGGGUUGAGAAGCUCGAGCAAGAGUAUGCGAAACUAGAGCAAGCUCUGGUAAGUCAAGCUCAAUCUACUUCUGUGGAGUUCAUCAUGCUGAUAGCGGAACAGUUUCCUGGUGGCUAUGCUUAUUCUCCGACUACAGCUCAGUCGUACUUCCCAACAUCGGCCCUCUCUACCGCGACUCCAAGCUCAUCAAGCGAAUACUACACCACCUUUGGCACAUCUGGUCUCCCUCAAAGCUCAUUGUACAGCUUCGUUAUUUCCUCAUCAUCCAUCCCAACAUCUGUCGUCUCCACCGCACCGCCGAGCUCGUCAAGCGAAUACUAUGCUAGCUUUAGCACAUCCGGUCUACCUCAAAGCUCAACCUCUACCUGGGUUGUGUCCUUCUCAACCAUAGUCACCAGCUAUGUGACCACGCAGCCCUCGGUCUCAGCCUCUACUUUUACUGUUCCCUCUUCAUCCAUAGUCAAAAGCUAUGCGACCACGCAGCCCUCAGUAUCAGCCACGCCUUCAUACGCCAUACCCCCACCAGAGCCCACAGCAAGCGAUACACCACCCGUACCCACAUACGCCAACAUUUCCACCCACUCCGGCUACCGCUCAGUAGCCUACUACGGAAAUUGGGACAUCUACGCCCGAGACUUCCAGCCCCAGCAGAUACCCGCAGAGCGACUAACGCACCUGCUCUACUCCUUCGCCGACAACAAGCCCGACGGUACCGUCUUCCUCACCGACACGUACGCCGAUGCGGAGAAGCACUACUCCACCGAUUCCUGGAACGAUGUGGGCAACAAUGUUUAUGGAUCGAUCAAGCAACUUCAGAUCCUCAAGGCCAAGAACAGGAACUUGAAGGUGUUGCUCAGUGUAGGUGGUUGGACGUAUACAAACGUUGCCAAGCACAUGGAUGGACCUAUGGCUACGGCUGCGGGGAGGCAACGCUUUGCGUCGUCUUGUGUGGAGUUGAUCCGCGACUAUGGCUUCGAUGGCAUUGAUGUGGAUUGGGAGUAUCCUACAGACAAAGAGCAAGGCAAACAGUUGCUUGCACUGCUGAAGGAGGUCAGAGGGCAGAUGGACGAGUAUGCUGAUACGCUUGCCUACAGAGAUGAGUCUGGACGCGAGCUAAAGCCCAAGUUUCUCUUGACUAUUGCUUCGCCAGCCGGGGAGAAGAACUACAAGCAUCUGCCCUUAAAAGAGAUCAGUGCAGUCACAGACUUUAUCAAUCUGAUGGCAUACGACUACGCUGGCUCCUGGGAUAACCAAACUGGUCACCAAUCGAACCUUUACCCGUCGACCUCGACUCCCCUGAGCACGCCCUUCAAUACAGCUUCAGUUCUGGCCGCCUACAGCGCCGCGGGCGUUCCUUCCUCCAAGCUCAAUCUUGGCAUGCCUCUCUAUGGUCGCUCCUUCACAAACACUCAAGGUUUAGGGACGUCGUUUAGUGGAAUCGGCACUGGAUCAUUCGAGCGAGGCGUCUACGACUUCAAGGACUUGCCCCUUGCAGGUGCACAAGAGUACUAUGAUGAAGAAGCUGGCGCAACAUACAGCUAUGACGAAGCGAGUGGCGAGUUCGUCAGCUAUGAUACUGUGGCCAUGGCGCUCAAGAAGGUCGACUACAUUGCGGAACAGGGGUUGGGUGGCGCAAUGUGGUGGGAGAUCAGCGGUGACAGGACAGAUGACAGCGGGAGCAUCGUGACAAAUGUUGUCGAGAAGAUGGGCGGCGGGAGUGGUGCAGGCAUCGAGUCAUCGCCCAAUUGGCUGCUGUAUCCCGACUCCAAGUUCGACAACAUGAGGAAUGGCGUCUUCGCGCAAUAG
This is a messenger RNA of Alternaria ventricosa, 2595 nucleotides long. RefSeq lists its product as uncharacterized. Gene Ontology annotation, cellular component: extracellular region. The coding region runs from base 1 to 2595 and encodes 864 amino acids. The transcript is spliced from 8 exons. Gene Ontology annotation, molecular function: chitin binding; chitinase activity. Lineage: Eukaryota; Fungi; Ascomycota; Dothideomycetes; Pleosporales; Pleosporaceae. Gene Ontology annotation, biological process: carbohydrate metabolic process; chitin catabolic process. The record is from RefSeq and is a predicted model, not a curated record.